Molecule: messenger RNA, 1797 nt
Organism: Leishmania mexicana MHOM/GT/2001/U1103
Lineage: Eukaryota; Euglenozoa; Kinetoplastea; Trypanosomatida; Trypanosomatidae
Exons: 1
Coding region: 1-1797 (598 amino acids)
Source: RefSeq, a predicted model, not a curated record
AUGGCUUACCACGGCUUCUUCCGCUUGACUGCCGCGGCGUGGGUGGCGCUCAUGGCGUUGUGUCUCUCCGUGGCCCUCAUCUGUGUAGCCGCUGUUGCUGCGCCCACCUUCUCCCCAUCCUCCGCAGCCCAGCAGUGUAGAGACAGGCGCGUCGCGCACUUACGCACCGCUUUGCUCGACAGGGCACCGUAUCAUGUAGAGGCGAUCCCCGAUCCGCCGCUGGAGUGGGGCAUUCACACGCCGUGCAAAAAGUUCGGCCGUGGCUGCCCGGACACGUACGUUCAGUUUCUCGAGGAACUCGUAACAUCACUGAAGGGUGAGGUCUCUGAUGGAGACGCUCACGACGUCGCAGGCGCGGUCGCGGAGAAGAGGAAAGGGACGGAGAACGCGACAUGCCAGGCUCAAACGGAGCUGGGCAAUAGCGCGGCGACACUAGUCGCAGCUGCCGUUGGGACCCCCGAGGGAUGCAUCAACGGCGUGGACGACCGCGUUGCCGACGCUGCUGUCUCUCUUGUAUCACUCCUGCCGUGUGAUCUCCGACUUCCUCUGCAGAUGUCGUGGCCGUACGAGGCGAGGAAGCGUCUUGAGAACCUGCUCCAUCUCCUUGCCACUCGCGAGUCCGAGCUGCGCAGAAACGGUGUAGCGCCGGCGCCGUUGCAGCGACUCUACCAUGUACCAUCUGCCGAGCACAUUCACUUGGUGGAGGACCUAGACGGCGCCAUAACGGCGCGGCUGCAGAGCGCUUGCGGUAUCGGCUCAGCGUCGUCGGCGGCACCCCUGCCAGAGGGGUGGACGCUGCAGAAGUGGGAAGACGUGUACGGCUUGUGGUGUCGACAUGUCGAGCAACAGCAUUCAAAUCGACGAGAUGAUAGCUUGAGCGCAACUCGCGUGAUAGCAGCACCUCCCUCCAGCUUGGUGCUUCUACCUCGCAAGGUGUGGCACUGCACUGCACUCCACCACGCGACACUGUACCUGCAGCUGCUAGUGCGCGCAGAUCAGCUUCUCGCCUGGGCUUGGAGCUGGACCUUUUGCAAUGCAGUACCGAGCGCGUUUCUGGUGUGCGUUCUUCUCUGGCUUUGCGUGGGAGAUGCAUGGACGGAUGCGGCUGAAGCCUUCGUAUUGAAUGCGUCCGCGGUUACAGCUGAUGCCACAGGGCAAGGCGACGGUGUGGUGAAGGAGGCUAGUGCGAGUAAAGGUACCACACCUAGCGCAACACCGCACGAAUGUCGGCUGCCCUCGACGACCACAGGAUCUCCCUCGACUCCGACCGUGAGCUCUGCCGUGUGGGGGGCCGAGGCAGCGCCGUCGACGUCCCCCGUGGCGUCUGUCGUCCUCGCAGAGGGAUGUGACUCCCCUCUGCGAGGGCACGGCGCGGUGCCCGCCUCGGAGCACUGCCACCACCAACACCAAGGGCAGCGGGAGCGUCGCGCUGCGUUGCUACGCUGGCGUUUUGCCGCCUCUGCUCUCCACCGCUCCCCCACGCUCUUUUUUCUCAAGUUGCGGCUGCUCCUGUGCCUCCUUGUGACAGGUCAACUGCUGUGGAGCGUAUGGCGUGUCUUGGCUGCCAGCCAUGACGUGACCGCCGCAGCUGCCCCACUCCUGCAGUUCCUUCUCCCGUCCUGGCUGCUGGCGUGCCUGAGCGCGUAUCUUGUUGUGCCGCUGCAGAUGAUGGUGCUGGGCACAGCGUUGAAGGGUGCACUAAGCGCGCACGAAGAGCUACUGUCUUUCCAAGCCAAGUGCGCAGCUGAGCAGCGUGCUCUUCUGAACGCUGCUGGCGUGCUUCCGUUGGGUGACUGA